Molecule: messenger RNA, 1881 nt
Organism: Dictyostelium discoideum AX4
Lineage: Eukaryota; Evosea; Eumycetozoa; Dictyosteliales; Dictyosteliaceae
Gene: abcG8
Product: ABC transporter G family protein
Exons: 5
Coding region: 1-1881 (626 amino acids)
Biological process (GO): sorocarp morphogenesis; aggregation involved in sorocarp development
Cellular component (GO): membrane
Molecular function (GO): ABC-type transporter activity; ATP hydrolysis activity; ATP binding
Source: RefSeq, a predicted model, not a curated record
AUGGAGUUGGAAACAAUAGAAUAUAAUAAAAGUUUUAAUAUUUGCGAAAAUGGAGAUAGUAAAGGUGUUCAACUUACAUUUAAAAAUAUAUCUUAUAAGGUAGAAAAUAAAAAUUAUAAUAAAAAUAAAAAAGAAAAAAAUAAAAAUAAAAUUGAUCCAGAAUUUGUUAACCUAGAUAAUAAAACAGAGAAUUCAAAUGAAAAAGAAAUUACUAUUCUAUAUAAUGUUGGUGGUGUUAUUGAAAAAGGAGAAUUAGUUGCAUUGAUGGGACCAUCAGGUUCAGGUAAAUCAACUUUAUUGGAUAUUUUAGCACAACGUAAAUCAACUGGUAAAAUAACUGGUCAAUUAUUAGUUAAUGGUAAAGAAAUUGGUGAAGCUUACAAAAAGUAUUGUAGUUAUGUUACACAAGAAGAUGUUUUAUUACAAACUUACACUGUAUUUGAAACAUUAAAAUUUUAUGCUGAUUUAAAACUUCCAGGUGUUUCUGAAAUUGAAAAAAUUAAAAGAGUUGAAAAAGUAAUUGAGGAUGUAGGUUUAACAUUGAAAAGAGAUUCAAGGGUUGGUGGGGUUUUGGCAGGAGGAGUUGCUGUUACUGGUUUAUCAGGUGGUGAAAAACGUAGAGUUAGUAUUGGUUGUGGUUUAAUUACAAAUCCAAGUUUAAUAUUUUUAGAUGAACCAACAAGUGGUUUAGAUUCAGUUGCAGCAUUACAAAUUAUGAAAACAUUAUUAAAUUUAACAUUAAAAGGUGUUACAGUAAUUUGUAGUAUCCAUCAACCACGUCCUGAAAUUUUUCAAUUAAUUAAUAAAGUAAUGGUAAUUAUUAAAGGUAAAAUGAUAUAUAGUGGUAGUAAUAUUUUGGAAUAUUUUGAAUCAUUAGGUUACCCAUGUCCAAAUAAUACAAAUCCAGCAGAUUUUUGUUUAGAUUCAGCAGUUGAAAUUGGUGAAGGUGAACGUUAUACUGAAAUUUGUAAUCAAUGGGAAAAUAAAUGGGAGAAUCAACUAACUAAUGAAAUUGAAUAUCCAUCUUUGAAUGUUGAUAUUCCAAAAACAACUUCAUGGGUAUACCAAUAUUGGAUUCUCCUAAAUAGAGAAUGGAGAGGAUUUAUUAGAAAUAAAGGAAAUGCAUUAUCAAGAGUAAUCACAGCAAUUGUUAUUGGAGCACUUUUUGGAUCGUGUUUUGCAGGUCUUAAAGAAUCAGAUGCAGAUGUUCAAAAAAUUAUGGGUACACUUUUCUUUUUAACCACUGGUUUAAUGUUAUCACCAUUUUCAAUGAUUACUCUUUUCCUUUCAGGUAGACAAUUGUUCAAUUCAGAGAGAGCUUCAAAAAUAUAUCAUUCUUUUCCUUAUUUUUUAUCAAUGAUUACUGUUGAACUAACGAUUGAAUUCUUUGUAACAUUGGUAGAAGUAACAGUUUGUUAUAUGUUGGCUCGUUUGAGGAUGGAUGCCGGUAGAUUUUUCUUUGCUGUUUUAGUAUACAGUUUUAUUCACUCACUUUCAACCUUUUUUAUUAGUUCAUUAGCUAAUUUGACUGGUACAAGUGAUUUAACAUUCUCAUAUGCUUCUUCAUUAAGUGUUGUUUUCAUGCUAUUUGCAGGUUUUUAUGUUCCUACAAAUGAAUUACCAAGAGCAUUUGGAUGGCUUCAUUGGGUCAACCCAGCAUUUUAUGGUUAUUCUUCAGUUGUAAUAAAUCAAUUUGAAGAUUUACAAUUAAAGUGUACAGAUGAACCAUGCAAGUUUACCAAUGGAAAUCAAGUUAUUGAAUAUUAUGGAAUUGAAGAUUGGACAAGAGGUGGAUCAUUUGGAGUUUUGGUAGCUUGGGCAACAUUUUUUUAUUCAUUAAGUUAUUUUGCAUUGCACUUUUUACACAGAGAAAAAAGAUGA